Messenger RNA from Symbiodinium sp. CCMP2592, 687 nucleotides. NCBI's taxonomy places the organism in Eukaryota, Dinophyceae, Suessiales, Symbiodiniaceae. The record is from the annotation of a GenBank genome assembly.
AUGCUUCUUCCGAUAGACCCCUAUGCGAUAGGGGUCUAUGCCUUUUCCGAUAGGUCUUUGGGCCUUCUUCCGGCCUUGAACAAGUGGCGAAAGCUGGAACCUGCCAUCAUGCUGCCCGUCGCCGAGAACCUGAAGUCGCAUUGUUGUCAUCCAGAGCCGGACAUUGCAAGGAAUGCCCAGCGCAUCAUGGCUGUUUGUGCCGGCUGCUUGUUUUCGAUUCGGGGCCACGGCGCCGCAGUUAAAUCAAUUCGACACCUGUUGGCUGGGGAAAUGAUCCACAGGUUGCGGCAUGCAGACGACGACGUCCGUGCUGAUAUAUGUGGCGAACUAUCCAGAUGUGGACCACACUUGUUGGGAAGGUUCAACAAAGCCUGCAUCGCGGAGUUAGUGGAAGCCUGCAAGCCCGGGAACGGGGAUGUUUGCCGCGGCAACGCGAGGAAGGCGCUCACUGUCUUCGUCGAGAAUGAUGCGGCGCUGCAUCGUUUCGUGUGGCCACUUAUCGAAGAGCUCAGGUGGGCAUUACCCCCGGAUGAGAAGCGUGCUAUUCACCGCAUGCGAGCACACAUGUUGUUGACUGGGAUUUGCCAGUCAGUGUCCGACGCUUGGGAUGAUGGGCUUGCUGCAAAAAGACCGAUAAGCAAGGCUUGGCAAGAUUGCUUUCAGGCGUGCUGUCCGAGCCGCACAUAA